Candidula unifasciata is the source of this 465-nucleotide messenger RNA. The record is from the annotation of a GenBank genome assembly. Lineage: Eukaryota; Metazoa; Mollusca; Gastropoda; Stylommatophora; Geomitridae.
AUGAAAGGGACACAGAUCAUACUUCUACUGGUACUGGCCAUUUACUCUGUUUCUAGCCAGAGAUGUCGUCCGGGAUGGGAACAGUACGGCCAGUCAUGUUAUUCUUUUGGCGACGAAACAGUCACCUGGAUCGACGCUAUGCAAUACUGCCAGUUGGAUGAAGCACAUCUGGUACACAUUAAUGAGCCAAAGGAGUACGAAUUCCUUGUCAAUUCAAUGAAAGGCAGGCGAAUCACAGUUGCCUGGACUGGCGGAUCCGAGAGACUCCACCGAGGUUCCUGGGAAUGGCUUCCGAAUGGAGGACUUUUCGGAAAAUAUGAAAAAUGGUUCGGAACUGAGCCGGCAGGCCCAGAUGAAGACUGUUUGGCCAUAGACCAGGGACACAGCUACCAGUGGAUGGACAUGUCUUGUACACUGUCUUACAGGUACAUCUGUGAGAUGAAAAUUCCUGACGAAACAGAGUGA